Messenger RNA from Ooceraea biroi (clonal raider ant), 1952 nucleotides. Its product is annotated as prostaglandin reductase 1. The record is from RefSeq and is a predicted model, not a curated record. Lineage: Eukaryota; Metazoa; Arthropoda; Insecta; Hymenoptera; Formicidae. Gene Ontology annotation, cellular component: cytoplasm. Gene Ontology annotation, biological process: prostaglandin metabolic process. Gene Ontology annotation, molecular function: 2-alkenal reductase [NAD(P)H] activity; 15-oxoprostaglandin 13-reductase [NAD(P)+] activity.
GAUUGCAAUAUAAAAACAAAAGAUUUAUCAUAUUUAUCUGCUAACUAUGCGGCGGUGCUUGCACAUUGCGAAUUUGCGAUACAUGUGAAAGAUGUUUGUUGGCAUCUUAAUCUUAAAUAUUUAUUUUAUCUUAUCUUAAAUAGAUAAGGGCUCUAUCACGAUUUUUUAAGGUCGAUAUCCUGAAAUUAAAUGAUCAAAAGUUGGCUACCCUAGCAAAUUAUCUUGCAGGGCAAUAAUGCUCGGCACGUCGCGAAAGGGACGAAGAAUAUUUAUUCGUUGAGCCGGGAAGUUCUCAUGAGGCUUAUUUACUGGAUUUAGCCCCUUAGAAUUACUAUAUCUAUUCCAAUCGCUUCACCUGGCUGAUAUACGCUUUAAAAACGUGAAAGUAAUCCGAAAAUGCAUCGAUGAUUUCAUCGACUCGAGUCAUUAUUUUUUCGAAAGGGAUUCAUCAGUUGGUCGGAAGAUGGACGAAAAUUGUCGAAAAUGAUGACGAAUAUUUCAAGAAUUAAAAUAUAUUUUUUUCUAUUAAUUAACGUUUAAUUUCUUUUAAAAAGCACUAAAGUUCAAACGAAGAACUUGAACGUGUUGACACCCAUUCUGUUCCUGUCUGUGAUGCAAAAUGGUAAAAGCAAAGAAGUACGUGCUAAUCAAGUAUUUUGAGGGCGAGCCGAAAGCGACAGAUUUGAAAUUUGUAGAAGAGGAACUGCCACCUUUGCAAAAUGAAGAAUUCUUAGUAAAGGCUGAAUAUCUUUCCGUGGACCCAUACAUGAGACCAUACACGCAGAACUUUCCACUUGGAACUACGAUGAUUGGUUCUCAAGUUGCCAGGAUCAUGGAAUCCAAACAUCCAGACUUCCCAGUCGGCAAGAGAGUAAUUGGGUAUUUGGGUUGGAGAGAUUACACGAUUGUUGGACCAAGUAAUUUCUCUAAAGUGUCGCAAAAUACUCUGUUACCUGUUGGACGGAUUGAUAUUUUACCAGACAUAGGUGAUCUGUCGCCGUCUCUUGCCCUAGGCGCGUUGGGAAUGCCAGGCAUUACAGCAUACUUUGGCUUAAUGGAGAUAUGUAAACCGAAACCUGGCGAAACGAUAGUCAUCAGUGGGGCUGCUGGUGCAGUCGGUUCUCACGUAGGCCAGAUUGCCAAGAAUCUAGGCCUCACCGUAAUCGGCAUAUGCGGUUCUGACGAGAAGUGCAAAUGGCUCACCGACGAGUUGGGCUUCGACGUCGCCAUUAAUUACAAGACCAAGUCAAUCGCUAAAAGUCUACGCAAAGCUGCUCCACAAGGGAUCGAUUGCUACUUUGAUAAUGUCGGUGGAGAGACUUCGAGCAUAGUUAUGUACCAGAUGAAGCAGUUCGGUCGAGUAGCUGUGUGCGGUACCAUUUCGAAUUACAAUUAUGACCUCGAACUCUUGCCAAAGUCUACAGAUGUGCUGACUGCAAUACUAAUGCACCGAUUGAAGGUAGAGGGAUUUGUCGUAUCUCAAUGGAUGGAUCGCUGGACCGAGGGAAUUCAACAGAAUCUCCAGUGGAUUCGCGAGGACAAGCUUCGUUAUCGUGAGACCGUAACCAAAGGCUUCGAGAACAUGUUCGACGCGUUUAUUGGCAUGUUGCGUGGAGGGAACAUCGGCAAGGCAAUCGUUCAAGUAUAAGUUUUAAUUGUCGAGCAUUAAAAAAGCGGCUGCAAUCGUUAUAAGUUAUGAGUUAAUAAGUCUUGAAAUAUUCAAUUGCAAAUGUAAUCUGCGAUUUUAUCAAUUUUAAUAUUCACUGUCUAUUUAAACGAAAUAUUAUCAAAAUAUUAUAAUUCUUGUUGUAUCAAUAUUGCAUUUGUAUCGAAAUAUAAGAAUUUGUAUAAUUUACUAUUAAAUAUACAGAUGCCAGACCGGCCCUGAUAGCAUGCAAUAUACUGUAGUAUGUACCUCAUUAUAUAAUAAAAAUUUAUUUUAUAUACAUAUA